CGUCAGGGGAAUAACCUUGUUUGCACAACGCCUAGCGUGACGUCACUGGAUACAAGAGGAACGGAUUUGCAAAAUCACCGUACAAAUAUCGUCAAAACAAUAUAACAAAGAAAGGACCACGUGACAGGAAAUCAUCAUGGCACAUGUUGCUAUGAACAUCCUAUUGGUGAUUUGUACGGUACUUAUUGUGGGAGCCAGUACAUGUAGACAAGGGUGGAUUAGUAAAGGUUCUGGUAAACUAAGAUUCUGUUACUACAUUUCUGCCGUUGGGGAUGUUAAAUCCCAAAGUGAUGCCACGGCAGCAUGCAAACAAAUGAGCGGAAUGUUGUUUUUCCCUUCUGAUUCUUAUGAAACUAGAGAGUUUAAAAGAUUUGUUAGUAACAAUAGGAUAUCUACUCCGUUUUACUGGACAUCUGGACAUAAAGACAACUACCAAUGGACUUGGGGUGUUGACCCCUUUGCGUACCCAUUUCAUGCCCCUAAUUGGGCCGCAGGACAACCUAACGGGGCUCUUAAAGGAGAAUGCAUAGCUGUCCAAACACAAGGUGCAAUGAUGGAAGACCAACCAUGUGGAAAUAGAUACAACUAUAUCUGCAAGUCACGAUCAUAGGCUUAGAGACUCAAACUAUGCUAUUAGAAUACAAUGUACUUUUGAUUUGUAUCAUUUGAAUACACUGUGCUCACAGCUGCUUGGAAUUAUGAGAAUACAGUGUAACUUUAGUCAGAAUCAUUGGAUAUUAUUAUGAUAUUAUGUCUUUAUAUACUUCAAACAGAUAUACAGAUCAUCAUAAUCAAAUGAUGUUUGCAUUCUUUCAUUUGAUUCAAAUGAUUAAAACCUUGUAUCGAAA
Mytilus trossulus (common blue mussel) is the source of this 848-nucleotide messenger RNA. Its product is annotated as lithostathine-2-like. Bases 137 to 610 code for a protein of 157 amino acids. NCBI's taxonomy places the organism in Eukaryota, Metazoa, Mollusca, Bivalvia, Mytilida, Mytilidae. The record is from RefSeq and is a predicted model, not a curated record. The transcript is spliced from 5 exons.